AUGAAGUUCACUCUCGCUUUUUCCGCCUUAUUGGCAACGACAACUGCACUAUCAAUCGUAUCUUCACGCUCUCUUACCGAGCGGGAAGAAUCCGACUUGUCCUCCCGAAACCUGGUCAAACCAACUUGCCCAAAAAAUGGCAACCUUCCUGAGAAAGACUACCUCUCCCCAACCCUCAUGGUCCCCAUUUCCAAAAGUCUUCCUGAUUUAGCCUUCGGUUCAACCAACCGCCCUACGAUCACCCCAAAUGACAUUUGCACUAUCUUCAAUCUCGAAAUUCCAGGCUCAGCAUUCGGGAAAGACUGCACUCUUGAAUUUCUGUUCCCCAAAUUCCCAUUACAAACAUCAGAUUUCUAUGUUUACCGAGGCCAGGGACAUUUCACUUUUACGGGUUACGCUUUCGGCACUGGUGCUACACUCAAGACUACUUAUAACAAUCAACCUCCAGCCGGACCCAGUCCACCUCAGCCACCAGCUGUGUUGGCACCUGGAAAUGCUUAUGUUAUUAAUGUUGGACCUUGUGGGAUUCCAGCGGGCCAGAAGAGCAUGACUGUCAGUGGAGCAUUGUGCAGUACCGACACAACCUUUAUCUUCAAGCAAGACAGCUCGACUUGUCCCAUUGGAUUCUUUGUUGUUAUUUCCUAA
Molecule: messenger RNA, 645 nt
Organism: Hymenoscyphus albidus
Lineage: Eukaryota; Fungi; Ascomycota; Leotiomycetes; Helotiales; Helotiaceae
Source: the annotation of a GenBank genome assembly